CCACUCCUCUCUCUCUCUCUUUUUGCUUCGCAAUUGCAAACUCCGAGGCUCUCUUCGCAAUUGCCGCUUAAAUUUUCAUUCUGGGUUCGUGUUUAAGCUGCAUUUCGACUUUGAAGGUGCAUUGUUUUGAAUUAUGAGUACGCUGGAUGCAACCAGAACGGAACUUGGUCUUCUUGUUUUGUAUCUGAAUAAAGCAGAAGCCAGAGACAAAAUAUGUAGAGCCAUACAAUAUGGCUCCAAAUUCUUGAGUAAUGGGGAGCCUGGUACGGCACAAAAUGUCGACAAAUCUACCAGCUUAGCUCGAAAAGUUUUCCGUCUUUUCAAGUUUGUCAAUGAUCUGCACGGACUUAUUAGUCCAACUCCUAAAGGAACUCCCCUUCCUCUUAUUCUGCUGGGAAAGUCCAAAAAUGCAUUGUUAUCGACUUUUCUUUUCCUCGAUCAAAUUGUUUGGCUCGGUAGAACGGGAAUCUACAAGAAUAAGGAACGUUCUGAACGUAUUGGAAGGAUUUCUUUGUUCUGUUGGUUGGGCGCUUCAUUCUGCACAGUGUUGGUGGAGCUUGGAGAGAUUGGAAGGCUAUCCGCUACAAUGAAGAAGCUGGAGAAGGAUCUUAGGGACAGCGAUAAACGUCAAGUUUGUAGCCCCCAAGACGAGAAAUAUCGUGAAAAUCUUAAAAAAUCAAAUGAAAGGUCCCUGGCCCUGAUUAAAGCAUCCAUGGAUUUAGUGGUUGCUGUUGGACUACUUCAGUUGGCACCAAAGAAAGUUACGCCACGUGUCACAGGCGCUUUCGGAUUCGUUAGUUCUCUGAUCUCUUGCUAUCAGUUGCUUCCCCCGGCAUCAAAACCGAAGGUGUCGUGAAGAAGUAAAGCCAAAUCUCACAGGACAGGAUGAAAAAGAAAGGUCAUUUGAACGAAUAACUACUUGAAUUCCUUUGCAAAAAAUAGAAUAACUACUUGAAUUUGUGUCUUGGUAUAUGGUUUUUAGCAGUUUCCAGUCCCCUUAGAAUGGGUAGGGUGAUCUUGAAAUGUCUCUUACGUUGUACGGUUCCUUUAAAAUAAUAUGUGCUGUUAGCUCUUAUGCUUCCUUAAAUUUCCAUUCUUAAGUUAUAUGCAUAGAUGUUAUUUCUC
Molecule: messenger RNA, 1125 nt
Organism: Momordica charantia (bitter melon)
Lineage: Eukaryota; Viridiplantae; Streptophyta; Magnoliopsida; Cucurbitales; Cucurbitaceae
Product: peroxisomal membrane protein 11C
Biological process (GO): peroxisome fission
Cellular component (GO): peroxisomal membrane
Source: RefSeq, a predicted model, not a curated record